Messenger RNA from Somion occarium, 3393 nucleotides. NCBI's taxonomy places the organism in Eukaryota, Fungi, Basidiomycota, Agaricomycetes, Polyporales, Cerrenaceae. The record is from the annotation of a GenBank genome assembly.
GUUCAAGUUCAACAAACGCGUGGACUGCACACAAUCUGCACAUGUUGUCCGUUCAUUUACCAUAUACCUCGCGUAUCUGAUACCAUAGAUUGUAUCUUUUAUACCAUCGAUUGCUCUGUUUUCUUUGUCUCUCCCUCUUUCCCUCUCUCCCUCUUUCCCUCUCUCCCUCUUUCCCUCUCUCCCUCUUUCCCUCUCUCCCUCUUUCCCUCUCUCCCUCUUUCCCUCUCUCCCUCUUUCCCUCUCUCCCUCUUUCCCUCUCUCCCUCUUUCCCUCUCUCCCUCUUUCCCUCUCUCCCUCUUUCCCUCUCUCCCUCUUUCCCUCUCUCCCUCUUUCCCUCUCUCUCCGGAGUUCUCGUCGUACCCAUGUCGAUACCUCAAACCCCUACUCGCAAAACUGACCCUACUAACUUGGCUCCUGAGCUGAAAAAUACUCCUCUCGGUCACGGCAGCUCGACUCACGCAUCGUCGGACGGCUUCCAUGACUUAUACCAGCGUACAGUGCAUCCAUGGCUAUUUGCGGACAUAUCCAAACACAAGCAGACCACAUUUGACCGAAUGAUAGCCUGGAUGUUGCAUUUCUCUCUUCCUACCGAAUUGAGAGACUCGGUGAAUCCCUACCGUCUCUUUGAUCAAUGCCUCAAUAAAGUGUUGCCCAUCUGUAACGAUCAAGAUUUGCUCAAUCAUUUACAGUCAUAUUGUGAGGUUGAAGGAGGAGAAACGGCGAGAUACGCACCUUUCACUAACGCAUGUAACCGCGCAUUAUCGCUUUUGGAAGACGUAGACGUACCGCAUCUCGGUAAAGGCUCGCCGUUCAAGAUUCUCUUUCAACGUAAUGAUCCAAAUGUGCUCGACGGCGUUCAUGGUAAUCUCAAAUCGAAACGCAAACCCGAUAUCAUCAUCACCAGCCUUGCCUGCGCUCGGCGCAUCUGGGGUGAAGGACGAAAUAUACGAUGGAACACUGCGAUCUCACAUUGCCAUGAGAAGCCCGUAGACCUUCAGUGGCACGAUGUGUUGUGCUCAUGGGAGUUCAAGCGGACGAAGAAAGUAAUCUCGUUGCCCUCUCGCAAGUACGGCACCAAACUGUGUCGGAACAUUUCAUGUGUGAACGACGUCGGCACCAUGGAUCCCCCCACGAAGCCUGACGUCCCGAGCCCGAAACCAAAUCCCGACCAACCACUUCGGACGGAGGAGCCGCCGCUCGUGCAAUUGGCCUCGUAUGCGGCCGAGAUGCUAUGUCGAGCUCCUGCAGUGAACCACUGCAUGAACAUCCUUGUUGUCGAUGAUGUGGCCUGGCUGUGGUGGUAUGACAGGCAGGGUGCUAUCCAGUGCACUGGAAUCGACUUCCUCGACGAUCUUCCACGCUUCCUCGUCCUCCUCCUCGUCCUCCAAAGAUUUUCGACCAUGGACCUUUGGGGAUUCAAUCCUGAACUGGAUCCCGUCGUUGUCCAGUAUCACAGCGGGAAGUUACCCUUGAAUCAGACGGGGAACGUCUCACAAGAGCCAUUCGACCUUGAGAUCCCUGUCGAAGGUGGCAAGUUCAAGGUCAACUUGGACCCGAAGGAGAAGGAGUACAGCCGACACACCCUGGUUGGGCGUGGCACACGUGUGUUCCAAGGGUCUGAGGGGAUACUAUUUCGUGACCCAGCUAAUCCUGAAGUGCUCAUGAACGAGAAGGCGAGACACGCGGCUAUAAAGAUAUAUUGGCCGGACAGUUCGAGGCCGUCGGAGCAGACGGUGGUUCAGAAGGCUCGUGAGGCGGCUGAAAAGAUUGACCCUGGCCUGUUGGACAACCUGCCGGAGAUCUAUGGCGCCUGCACGUUGAGCAAGUAUGAGACAGGUCGCAUCCGGAAAUUCCUUGAACUAUGGGAUCUUGAUAGUGAAACUCAGGAGCGUGUAUACCAUUCGCGAACGCUUAACAUCACAAUAUCGGAGUGGUUGCUGCCUUUGUGGAAACUGCCCCCAUAUAACUUUAUGCUCGCGUGGUAUGAUAUUGUUAGAUGUCACUUUGCGAUGUGGAUUGCUGGUGUCAAGCAUUGUGAUCCCAGCGAAGGCAAUAUGUUAUACCGCGAGAAGGGAAACAAGAAUCAUGGGGUACUGAAUGACUGGGAUUUGAGCUCAGUUGAGGGUCUAAGUGAUCAUAAGGGACUGGAGCGCACCGGUACCGUUCCAUUCAUGUCUUUGGAGCUGCUCAAUCGUAAAUUCUGGCGAGGUCGCAUUCGACGAGAAUAUCGCCAUGAUCUGGAAUCGUUUAUUUGGAUGCUUCCCUGGGCGGUGUUCUGUUACGAAGAUUGUCAACGAAAGGAACCUCCGGACCCAGUCAGGUUGUGGCAGACAGGAAACUACGAGCAGUGUCGGGAGAAGAAAGUCGACUUCACCGGGAAGAUGGCUGAGUUCAUCGAAGAGCAGCGUAUCCCUCCGCAGUGGAUGAAGAUCUGGCCCGUUGUGAGAGAUCUUAUGUACCGUGUCCACGAAGACUAUCACAGCGGGGUAAAGCAACGGGGGCAAGGCAUCCCGCAGGAGGACAACACCCCAGUGGAGGUUUAUGUCAACCUACUCCAGUUCAUUCGCGAGACCAUGGAUACAGGGUCCAUUAAGCCGAACGACAUUCCCUUUCCUGACGAUUAUCUCAUGAAUAUUCCUCAAUUACCUAAUGGUGCAGAUACGGAGACACCAGUCCGAGGUCGAGGUCGUGGUGGAGGGCGUGGACGGGGAAGGGGGCGAGCUCAGGCACAAUUUGGAGGGGGUGACAGAGGCGCAGGCAGCACCGAAGCGAAUCUUGACUCGGAACGCAGCACUUCUGGAUCUCGACGCUCCGCUAGGAUCAAGGCGGAUGAGGAGAAGAAACGUCAGGAGGCGGAGAAGGAGAAGAAACGUCAGGAGGCGGAGGAGGAGAGAAAACAUAGGGAGAAAGAGGAGAGAAAACGUCAGGCAGCGGAAACGAAGAAGAGGGGGAAGAAGUAAACUGGUCUGCUGGUGAAUGGCUCGUUCGUGCAUGCGUCCACCCAGAAGUGAAAUGUUAGUCUCUAUGUCUUGAAUUGUUCAUUCGCGUGUACUUCUGUUAUGCUAGGAGUGAUGGUGACUACUAGCCGUGGUUAUGAUCAGCUUAUCAAUAAAAUAUCAAUCUACUCAAGCAGAUUCUUGUUACUCAAGAUGAGGUAACGGUUAAAGCAAUCCAGGAGAGCCUUCACUUGACACUUAACUCAAAUGCCGGCGCGAAUACUGGGUAAGACGCUGCACCGUCAGGAAAAGGGUAGUAGAGGAAAGGCCGAAUAAAUCAGGGCUCCGAACCCAGAGGCUAAUGAUUGAUGCUCAUGCAAAGGAUACAAGGAUGCAAUGAGAUGUUUAAGUUGAGAAAACGAAGAGGCAUAGGUGAGAAUAAGUGCUUAUAUUGGCA